Molecule: messenger RNA, 303 nt
Organism: Fraxinus pennsylvanica
Lineage: Eukaryota; Viridiplantae; Streptophyta; Magnoliopsida; Lamiales; Oleaceae
Source: the annotation of a GenBank genome assembly
AUGGUGUCUCAAGCUCAAGGUCAAGGGCCUCCCAAUCCACAUGGUGGAUCCCGGCCAAUUUCACCAUCAUUGUUGAGAUCAAAUUCCAGUUUGUUGGGAGGUCAAAGGGGCGGUAUUUCUUCGCACAAUGCGUCCCCCCCUCUGGUAUCUCUGCAGAACCAAUUUAACAUGAAGAUGAUUGGGACUGGGUGGGGUGGUUAUGCUGAUGGUAGUGUAAGAAUAUGGGAUAGUGAGAAAGGAACAUGUGAAACCACUUUGAAUGGACAUAAAGGCACUCUAACAGUCAUCCGAUACUCAUUAUAA